Adineta ricciae is the source of this 396-nucleotide messenger RNA. NCBI's taxonomy places the organism in Eukaryota, Metazoa, Rotifera, Eurotatoria, Adinetida, Adinetidae. The record is from the annotation of a GenBank genome assembly.
AUGGUCAAACGAAUCUGGUAUAAUAUUCACAAAUGUGAAAAUUCAAAACCAGUACUGAAUAAGGUCGAAUAUGAACAAUCAGAUGACUUUAAAGAUCCUUGGGAAUGCGUGACGCCGGCAAUCGAAUCGGCAACGAUGAUAAUUAUCAUAGCACCAAGUACUUCUGCUGAUAGCGAAUAUAAUCGUCAAGAAUUACGUUACGUAGUGGGAGACACUGACCAUACGAUGGAGAAGAAACUUUUUAUUAUGGUCGAAUGUGAACCAACUUUCCAGUUUAGUAUAUCACGGAUCAAGACGUUUUUAAAAGACUAUGAAACAGUACCAUACAAAAGAAGUAUUGAAGUAUUAGCUAGUACAGUAGCUGAUCGAUUACUUAUAUCGAAGAACAAAAGAUAA